Molecule: messenger RNA, 2614 nt
Organism: Octopus bimaculoides (California two-spot octopus)
Lineage: Eukaryota; Metazoa; Mollusca; Cephalopoda; Octopoda; Octopodidae
Source: RefSeq, a predicted model, not a curated record
UAUAAGAAGUAGGCAUGUGUUUUUAGGACCGACAAACGUGAACCUCGCGUGGCCAGAGUUGAACACAGAAAAUGGCGGGGAUAAGCAAUGCUGUGCUUUUGCGAAGCAUUCGAGAAAUACUCAAAGGAGCAGAUCUCUCCUCUCUGUCGGCUAAAAAAGUUCGACGGAAACUUGAGGAAAAAUUUGGAGCAGACUUAACAGAUCGGAAAAAAGAAAUAGAUAAAAUACUCAUGGAUUUGAUAAGUGAAGAUGAAGAGGAACAAGAAGCAGAUAAACAAGAAGAUGAUGAUGAUGACAGUCAACAGGAAGAUGAUGAUGACGAUGAUGAUGAUGGUGGAGGAGAUGAAGAUGAGGAGGAUGAAGAAGAUGGUGAGUCGUCUUCAGAUGACGCUGACAACGACAGUCGGCUGUCUCCAAAAGGCAAGUCUACGAGCAAUGGUCUCAGUGACCAGUCCGACGAUGAAGAAGAUAAACCUUCAGAUAAUUCAGAACCAGAAUCUAGGUCAAUGAGUCCUCCACGAAAAAAGUCGCGAGUUAAACAAUCAUCAAAGAGUAAGAAACCAGUGAAAAAGACAAAAAAAGAUAAUCAUGGUGCUAAAAAAAAGGAAUCUGAAUUAGACGAUGAAGAAUUAGCAAAGAAACUUCAACAAGAAGAAAACAAUUUCCGUUCUCGGCCAAGAUCUGUCAAAAAAACUCCAGCACCUCCUAAAAAAGAAAGAAAACAAAAAGAUGGAAAAGCCCGAGUGUCUAUUUACAGCAAGCCAUGUAUAUUAUCUGGUGAAUUAGCAGUUGUUAUGGGAACAGACAGAAUGGCAAGGAAAGAUGUUGUCAAAAGUAUGUGGAAAAUAGUCAAAGAAAGAGAACUUGAAGAUCCUAAAAACAAACAGUUCAUGAUUUGUGAUGAGCAACUUCAGAAAGUCUUUGGGAGAAAACGGGUCAGGACAUUUGGAAUGAUGAAACAUCUUAAAAAUCACAUCAAAGAUGCUGUGGACUAAAUCAUAAGCCAUCAAGAUCAAGCGGGGUAUCAACGAUUCAACCUUGCAGAACUUUCCGUCUGUACACUGCUUACCUACCACUCCCUCCACUGUAGAGCUUUUUGUUUUUUUUUUUAACCCUCAUCCAUACCAUGCAUUUAGGAUCCAUGACAACUACAACUGCCAAACCGUGUUUCCUCCCAUCUUGUUCUGUCUGUCUGUCUCUUUCUCUCUCUCUCUCUCUCUCUCGCCCCCUUUCUCAGAACCUGUCUGUCAGUUUGUGUGUGUGUGUGUGUGUGUGUGUGUCCGUGUGUGCAUGCAUGCAUGUGCGUGUGUGUCCCCCUCUUUCCUUUUGUACUUUUCACACCUCAUUGCAGAUAUGUUCAGUGAAUGCUUUACUGUUACUCAUCAUUUCAUUCAGAAAAUGUUACUACUCUUACUACCACAAUACUCCUUACUACAACUACUACGACCACCAUCCCCUUAGCUCUUGCUUCUGCUGCUGCUACCUCUGUUACUCUUAACAACUGGUACUGCUGUUUCAUUGGACAAUUAAGCAGGGUUCAGCAGCUGUUGACAUUGCAUUGAAUGGUCUCCAUUACAAGACUAGAAUAUCCAGUCUCAAACACAAAAAAUAUAUAAACAUUUCCUUCCAUCUUCUGGAUGAGAACUUUCAAUAUUUUUUUGACUGCCAUUCCCCCAUAUAUAUUUUUCUCUCUUUCAAGUACAACAAGGUUUCAAGUCUUAGGCCAGACUCUUUAUUUAUGAAUUUUGAUGCAACUUUGUUGGUUUAUACAACUGUGGCUGCCAGUAUGGUCACUGGACGUAAUAUGUCUGAUGUAGUUAAAUUUUAAGGGUGGUUUAUAUAGGUGUCUUUACAAUUUUAUAAAGUUUUGUCAUAUACCAGCUCUUGAAAAUGUGAAAGUAUAUAAUGUGCAUUCAUGCACACACUUGAUAUAUGUACAUUGUAUCGGUGUGAAUACACACACAUACUAUUACUACUACUAUAUAUUAAGGUAUAUAUUUAUGUACGAAUGUUUUCUGUGUAAUAUGGUGAUCCUCCUUGAGUUUGACUAAAGCAGAUCGCUUGACAGUCAAAUUGUCUUUUAGACUACACACACACACAUACAUAGUACAUACAUACCAAUCUUUUUCUGUGUUUGUACUGAUUAUAGUCACGUCAAGACCAAAUUUUGUUUUAUUUGUGUAAGCCAUACAAUGGAUAUAAUUGUUUAAAGUUUCUAACUGUUGAUCUGUGUUAGGUCUUUAAGAACCAGAUUCUAAAUUUUGGUUCAGUAGACUAACUUUUGACUGGAUCCUUGUUCCAGUUUAAUAAUAAUAAAAAUAUUUUAAAAUCCAUACAGUUAGUUUAAAAUGUCAUUCUACUAAUCUCCCACAUGUGUAGAUUUGUUUUUUUGUUUUUUUUAAGAUUGAUUUUUAUUUUUAUUAUACAUAUUCCUAAUUUAAAUAAUCAUUCCCCUUCCCUUUUUUUUAACUUCUAUCUUGAACCAAGAGUACAAAAUAAAAUUUAAAAAAAAAAAACUGCAACAAAGCAAAAUUUUUUAUAGACUUGUUUGAGAAAUUACAAAAUUGGAAGGAGAAAAGAAUUAAAAAAAAAAUAAAUGAAUGCAAAAAUCCUA